AUGUCGAUAAGAAAGGCGCUUUCAAGCUCGGUGCCUCUGUCCUCUGGGGUGCACUACGGCGGCCGUCUCAAGGCUACCCAACGCACACUCUUCCACGCUCCCUCGCCUUCUUCCACUUCUUCUUCCUCUCCUUCUUCUUCCACUUCUUCUUCCUCUCCUUCUUCUUCCACUUCUUCUUCCUCUCCUUCUUCUUCCACUUCUUCUCUCUCUCCUUCUUCUUCCACUUCUUCUCUCUCUCCUUCUUCUUCCACUUCUUCUCUCUCUCCUUGUUCUUCUGCCUUUUUGCUUGUUCCUCUCUCCUCGGUCGUGUCCCGUCACAUUCGGACGAUCGCUGCGUCGCCGUGCCCGCGUGUCAAGGCAGCCCCGCCUGCUGAAUCAGGCCGUCGUUUUCCCCCUCGCCCUUCUUCGUUCUCUCUGCGUUGUCGCCUUCUCUCUUCCGGCCCGCCUUGUCCUCGCCCGUGCACAUCCUCUCGCUCGUUCUCCUCUCUCUCUCGGCCUCGGUGCGCCGACGCCGCCCCCACUGCCUCGAGAGCCUCCUCGACUGCUCCUUCGGCGGACUCCAGCGCCGCCGUCCUUCUGCGCUCCUUCGAGAGCCGCUACGGAGGCUUGCGGCGAGAGGAUCGCCUGAAAAUGCUCGCGCAGAAGCGAAAAGAAAUUCUCGAUCCGACGCCACUGCCAUGGGAGAGAUUCCGCAGCGUGAAUUUGGAUGCUGACCUUGCUGGGCAAAGAGCGGAAGAGAAGCGGCGAGAGGAGCGGCGGGCGAGUCGCCGAGACGAGGUCGAACGCGACAAACCUGCUCACUUGCGGAGACAAAAGGUUAAAUCGAAGCGCUUGAGACAGGAAGAAGACGACGAACAGUACAUCACGUCUGCUAAUUUUUCCGAGCCCGUUGAGCUCCUCAGCCUCGCGGAAGACCUCCACAAGGCGGAGAUUUACGUGCAGACGACCGAGAAGCUCGAACAGCAAUGGCCCGCCGCGGGCGGCGUGGCGCGGGGCGUUCAAGGCGACCAGUUCUUCGAUGUCAUGGCGGCUGCUGUCCGAGAAGACCUACAGGAUCAGAGCCGGCCUGUUCUCGUGAACGAGCUCACGGACCUGGAAAAUCCGUACAGCAUGAAGAGAGAGGCACUGCGUCGCCUCGUGCUGCACUCGUGCACCCGCAACUGCCUUGACGAAACGUUGGGCAGCGGAAAGGCCAACGCUCCUGGAAGCGGUCUGGGGCAGACAUCGAAAGGCUUUCCAAACAGACAAGCGCAGCUUUCUCCUGUCUCUGUCCUCGCGGGUGUCUCCUUUGCGACUCUCUCCAGACGGACACGCUUCUCGAUCGACGCGCCGAUCUUCAGAGACUACGAAGCAAAACGAACGCGCCUGAAUCAAAAGGCAACGGCAGUGCAACGUGCACUGCGACAAAUGUCUGUCGACGACGGCGUUAACGCAGCGAACCAGCCGGAGGGUCAGGCCGGAUCCAAGAUGGCAACUGACAAAGUUGAGGCAAUUUUAAGUGUGCUCCCGGAAAACUUUCCGUCAGAUGAGUUGCAUCCUCUCCAUCCGUUCCGGAAUCACUUUGGGUUUGAGACUGCUGUGCCACAUGGAGUCGUCGGGUCCAUCUCGAUGGGAAAGGGACGGAAGAAAAUCGAAAAGGAACUCAGUCGGCUUCGGUACCCGACACUGCAGCGCGUCGCCCAUUCCCUACCUAAGGAUUUGAAAUAUCGAGAAAGCGUUGCCCAUGCCAUACGCGUUCUUGAGCGAUCCCGUGGAUGGGACUUUGAAAGUAAAGUAAAGGCCAUCAAUGCUCUCGUAGAAGUAUGGAACCGGCUGGCACCAGGAAGAACGUAUGAACAGAUUCUGAACCACGCGUUUCCUGUCUUCAGGUAA
Neospora caninum is the source of this 1872-nucleotide messenger RNA. RefSeq lists its product as hypothetical. The transcript is spliced from 11 exons. Lineage: Eukaryota; Apicomplexa; Conoidasida; Eucoccidiorida; Sarcocystidae. Bases 1 to 1872 code for a protein of 623 amino acids. The record is from RefSeq and is a predicted model, not a curated record.